ACUUGAGCCGAAUGUAAGCGGUACAGAUGAAUCUUCUCUGGAUGAACUUACUGAUUCUCUCAAUCUCGAGUCAGUAGGAAAGGCUAAUCGUAAAUCCGUAGCCUUGUUUCGCAACAGCUCAAAUCAUGGAAUUACCGGAACCGAUUUAAAACUUGAAGAUAGUGUUUGUAAUCUUUUCUCUUCACCAUUACUGGCAGAAGAUACCUCAUCAACUAAACAAAAAGGCACCCAUGCUGAAUAUAGCAAAACGGAACGCCUUUCAGAGGCAGAGGAAGAUUUUAACGAAAAAUCGAAUGCUCGCUUGUCAAGAAGCAGUAGUCUUAGUUCACUAGAUUCUUGUGCAGAAGAUAAUCGCAUUGGACUAUCACACGGUACAUGCCCUGAAGAACGAUCCAAACCGGUUAAGAUGCUCUCCAAACGCCGCGGUAGGCCUCCGAAAGCAUCUCAAAGUUGUUCCAGGCGAGCCCAUACUCGUCCGCCUAAACGCAGAGGUAGACCACCAAAACAUCCUGACCAGUCCGUCUGUAAGGAAGGGGAGGCAAGAAAAACGUCGAUAAGCGAUUUAUCCGACGAUGCUCAACUUCAGCAGCACCAUGAGAUGUCCGGGUCGGAGGAUCUAGUUACCUCUAUUUCUCCUGGGCACUUAAAACAAUCCCUUACUUCCAACUGUGAGCAUGAGAGGAAGUUGAGUCUUUCAGCUUCAGCUUUUGACCAACACAAAGGCAAUGCGGAUUUU
This is a messenger RNA of Protopolystoma xenopodis, 736 nucleotides long. Lineage: Eukaryota; Metazoa; Platyhelminthes; Monogenea; Polystomatidea; Polystomatidae. The record is from the annotation of a GenBank genome assembly.